Messenger RNA from Gambusia affinis (western mosquitofish), 908 nucleotides. RefSeq names its product galactose-specific lectin nattectin-like. The record is from RefSeq and is a predicted model, not a curated record. The transcript has 7 exons. The coding region runs from base 262 to 756 and encodes 164 amino acids. Lineage: Eukaryota; Metazoa; Chordata; Actinopteri; Cyprinodontiformes; Poeciliidae.
CCGGUUCUAAUCAGUUCUUAUGGUACGUAACUCUUCACGCUACCAGGAAAACGUCCUUGGCCGAAUCCUGGAAGAUUCUGCAACAACUUGAACACUUUUUUAAAAAAGUGACAAAAACGAGAACAGACAGUGACUUACUCAAAGAUUUCCACUUCAGACAAACAAACUGAAGGUAUAUAAAGUCUGUGUUUCCAUCUCUGAGACAUCCUGUGAGCAGAAACUGCUGCUGGAACAGACUCUUCAACUAAUCAUCAAAACAAGAUGGCUGCAGGUCUUGUCUUCACUCUGCUUCUUGGUCUGAGCUUUGGACUCUGGGAUGGAGCUGAUGCCGAAUGUCACCUGAGAGUUCCCACACGCAUUGACUGCCCUGCAGGGUGGAGUUUUGACGGAGAUCGCUGUUUCAUUGUUUUUAAUAUUCCAAAGUCCUGGAUUGCAGCAGAGAAAUCUUGCCUCCUAUUGGGUGCACAUCUGGCCUCAUUCCGAACUACAGAGGAGUACUUAAUAAUCACACACCUUAUCCGCAAAAAAUUUAAAUAUGACGUAUCAACUUGGGUUGGCGCUUUUGAUGCAGUAAAGGAAGGCAGGUGGAUGUGGAGUGACGGUACGGGAUUAUGUACUAGGGUAUGGAGCCUUAAUCAGCCAAAGAAUGAUGGUGGAAACGAACACUGCAUGGUCGUCAACUUAGAUGGAAAAGAGCAUGUGAGUGAUGUUGAGUGUCAUCAGAAGCUGCCCUACGUCUGUGCCAAACCCCUGUAACCUUCUUCUGCCUUUUAAUCUGAAAUGCCCAUAUGGCUUUCCUGCUGGUGAUGUCACUUCCACCUGAAUGUCAAGCCUCGAUGACAUCACUGUUGGAAGAACCUGAUUUCACUUUAUUUGAUCACUUAAAUAAAUGCUCUUUUUCUCUGAAA